Pseudogymnoascus verrucosus is the source of this 2258-nucleotide messenger RNA. RefSeq lists its product as uncharacterized. Gene Ontology annotation, molecular function: phosphatase inhibitor activity; chromatin binding; transcription corepressor activity. The coding region runs from base 114 to 1964 and encodes 616 amino acids. The transcript has a single exon. Lineage: Eukaryota; Fungi; Ascomycota; Leotiomycetes; Thelebolales; Thelebolaceae. The record is from RefSeq and is a predicted model, not a curated record. Gene Ontology annotation, biological process: negative regulation of phosphatase activity; negative regulation of transcription by RNA polymerase II.
CUUGCUCCCAAUUGUGAAAGAGAAAAUCAAUUUGGGUAAAGUUCAACAAAGCCGAAGAUUGAAUUAUAUGGCCCGUACAACUGUACAUUGUUGAGCCCGCAAUAUUCGCCACCAUGGCACAGCCGUUAAAUGACAACGCCCUCCAAGACUUAGAGCGCCACCGCCUGCUGCUCGAGACACAAAUUACCCAGCUUCGAAAAGCUCUUCAGACAUGGCAACUCUGGUCCGCGGAGUAUGAGGGCUUGAAAGAAGAAAUCGAAGCCCUCUCAUCUCCCACCAACGCAGACCUCCUGGCGAUAGGGCAAAACUUCAACGGCCAGGUGGUGACUCUUGUCGAAAUAGACGACAUUUUAAAUCUUAAGGGUGAACAGCGGAAUGCUGCGCAGAUCAUCAAUCUACUUGAUCGGAGAAUCGACUAUGUGGCACAGAAUGUGAAAACAGCCGAGAAGCAGUUACAUGCGGCGGAAGAUAAGCUGGAGAAGGUGGGGAUGGUGUCUGAAGAGCUGGAAGACAGUGCAAGAGAUGAAGAGGGUUUACCAUUGACGGAGAUCAUAGAGGAGCUGGAUGAUGAAGGAAAUGUGAUAAACUACAAGACGAAUACACCAGGAAGCGAGAAACAACAGUUAUUGGAUGUCCUACGACAGGUCGGCGUCACCGAAGAAGAGAUUCAAGUAAGAGGGUUGGAUCCCGUCGAUGCCGAAGUGGAGGAAGACGAUGUGACAAACGUAUUGCCAAAAACGUCUGAACCUUCACCGAAAGAGCCCACCGGCGCGGUCACCGAAGAUGCAGCACCCAUACGUCCUAGUGUCCAACCCAGGAAGAAGAGCGUCACCUUCACCGAAGACACGAAACCUGGGCCCUCAUCCGAACUAUCCGCAACCGAGACUCGAAUUGCCGAAAUAAUGUCCCUCUCCAAAGCUCAAAACGAACCUCUACCCUCAACUGGCCCGGAUGCGCCUAUUGUGCCCACUUCUGAGAGCGAAGAGGAGGCAGCUCUCCGACGCGAAAUGCUCCAGUACUCCAUGUCUGAAAUCGGCGCCGUUGUCGCUGAGCUCGACCUAGAAUCAGGCAGCGAGUGGUCCGAGGACGACGAGGGCUACGACGACGAGUUCAGCGAUGGCGAUGAUGAUGAGGAUGCAUUUGGCCGCUCAACCCGCAAGGUUGUCGAUGAUGACCUGCACCAGCGGAUGCGCGAACUGGAGGAGAAAUUGGGCGUGCGGAUGAUGCAGAAUCUCGGUCCUAAACCGCCAUCGGACGUAUCUACGGAAAGGUCUGAGCCGGACGCAGGGAUCGCCCAGAUUAGGAUCACCCAGGAGGAUGUGGAUCGUGCGGCGAAGCUACAAUCGCCUGAUAAGCCGGCAGAGGAAGAAAUAAAGACAGCAAAGAAGGGGAAGAAGGGAGUUCGUUUCGCCGACGAUGUCGACGUCUCUCCGGCGCCCGAAACCAAACCCGCUGCUAAACCCGCUGCUAAACCAACGCCCCCAAAACCUACUGCUGUCCUAGCACCACUCACAGAUAUUGUCGAGCGCCAACCAGCCGCUGUCGCAGCACCUGCUCCUCCAACCGGGAAGAUAGUUUCCCGGUUUAAGUCGUCUCGACAGGCCCACCCUGUUCAGGGCUUCAUCCCUCCCCAGCCACCAGUCCAAUCGUCACGAAGUGAACGAACCGUCCCUACUGGCCCUGAAAAUGCAACGCUCGCCACACAAGUUGUGGAGAGAGAAGUUGUUGAGACUGGUGAUGUAACGGGACCAGAUGAGCUUGAUCCAGGCUUGCUGCACCAGGAGGUCUCGACGGAGUUUCACCGUUUGAGGAACCGAAUGAUUCAGCGAGAGGGAGGAUUCAAAAAGAAAGAGGCGAAGGUUGAUGAUGAAGGAACGAUACUAGAAUAUGCUGACGAGUAUGAUGACGAAGGAAGGCCAAAGAAAGUGAGUAGAUUUAUGGCCGCGAGGCUUGGGAGACAGUAGGUAGAUAGGAAAUAUGAAUUGUAUAUUUGAGGUUGGGUGGCUUUGAGGGAUGUAGAUGUAUCCCUCCUGGUGAUAAAAAGAUAUGCUGGAGAAACAGGAACAAGCGAACCAAAAUGAUGGAAAGUUCGCUUUUCAUCUUCGCGCUUGGUCCAAGAUCAAAGUUUAGGGCCCUCUGACGUCGUGGACCUGGCAUGUUGGCCUCAAUGGCCAUGACGAUUCGUUUCACCCUUUAUAUUUACCGUACCUUUGUCGCAUUUAAUAAUAUAUGUUACCUUGUAAUCGCGCCAUGUGAAG